AUGGCCGAUUACAGCAAGUGGAAGGUUACCGAGCUCAAGGCGGAACUUAAGACUCGCGGUGUGCCGCAGACCGGCCUGCGGCUCAAGCAAGACUAUGUCGAAAAACUGAUCGCGUUAGACUCGGAAUCGACUAAGAAACCUGCCAUCCAAGAUACAUCAGCGGGGUCGCCCUCUAGUAGAGAUGAGAAAAAUGAGGACGACUUAAAAGUCGGCGAGCCAACCGCUUCACAACAGUCUACGACGGAGUCACUUCCAACGGAGGGAGCACCAAGCCCACAAAAACAGAACUUGCAACAACAACAACAAGAAGAGCAAGAUACAAUCGGCGCACAGAACCAACAAGUGGACGCGCAUGGGUCAGAAGAUGCUUCAGAGAAAAUUGUUCAAGCUGGAGAGGAUAAGAAAAGCCCCGUUGAUCACGCACCCCUACCACCUGACGAACCAGUGCCAGCAGAGGGGAGCCCAGAAACCAAGAUCCAUGACACCGAGGCCUCAUCCCAAGCACAAGAAGGAAUUGUGACAGAAGAGCAGGCAACUGCGCAAAGCCACCCAGCCGACGUCUCGCCAGAUGCCGUACCUCCUAUCGCCGAAAGUGUUGACGACUUGCGCAAACGCAAACGGCGAAGCCAAAGCCCCCCUCCUUCUGCUGAGGCAAUUAAGAAAUUAAAGGCUGAAAACGAAAACCCACAACUCCUGUUUCAAGAAAUUACAACACAAAAUCAUGUGGAGUACCAUCAAAAUGAGUUAUCUACCACUCAACCUCAGCAAGAAAAUGAAAUCCAAAGGCCUGAACAUUCCUUGCCUGAACCUUUAACCGAUGCCAUACCUCAUACGUCUGCUGGACGACAGGAUCACCGAUUCAGAGAUUUACUCCCUCCCCCAGGACAGCGAAAGUCUAUACAAUCUCCCGAGUAUCCAGAAGAUGACGAUCGUCAGGUUGAACCGGCUCUCCACCCGGCAACAUCAUCAAUAUACAUUCGGAAUCUUAUGAGACCUUUACAGCCCUUGAACUUAAAGAAUCACCUCUUGUCACUUGCUGCGCCAGCUGAGAAGCAACCAGACGCCGAGGUCCUGUUGGAUUUCUUCCUAGAUUCAAUUAAGACUCAUUGCUUUGCGAUCUUUGAUAGUGUCUCUACCGCAUCAAGAGUGAGAUCGAAACUACAUGGCUCAGUUUGGCCUAAUGAACGCGAUCGCAAACCUCUUUGGGUGGAUUUCACCCCCGAGGACAAGGUGGACGACUGGAUUAAAACCGAGCAGGACUCGGUUUCCGCUGGUCGGGGUUCCCAGCGUUGGGAGGUGGUCUAUGAAGAGACAGGUAAUGGCAUCGAGGCUAUUCUUCAAGAAGCUCGCGGUAGCACUAGAUCCGGUCAUACACAAACAGCGCCUGCUCGCCGUCCAAGUUCUAAUACUCUCGAAUCACGGCGAGAAAGUCAACCUUCGGGGUCCCCGCGUCAAGAAAGAGGCGGUGAAGGCUUCAAGGCUCUCGACGAUCGUUUCCGAUCCACGAAAACUAAACCAAAGCUCUACUAUCUUCCUGUAUCGCGCGAUAUCGUUGACAAACGUCUAGCCCAGUUCGAUACUUUGACAUGGAAAAUUUCGCGACAUAGUGAUCAGGGUAGUGACGAUACGCGCCGCAUUACAUUUGAGGAUAUCGAUGUAUUUGUCGACGGCGGUCCAGAAUAUAGAGUGCCUCCGCAAAAUUAUGGGGGUCGACACGCAGGCCGUGGAUCCUGGCGUGGUCGGCGACGAUAA
This is a messenger RNA of Talaromyces atroroseus, 1752 nucleotides long. RefSeq lists its product as hypothetical. The record is from RefSeq and is a predicted model, not a curated record. NCBI's taxonomy places the organism in Eukaryota, Fungi, Ascomycota, Eurotiomycetes, Eurotiales, Trichocomaceae. The transcript has a single exon. The coding region runs from base 1 to 1752 and encodes 583 amino acids.